Messenger RNA from Vicia villosa (hairy vetch), 3222 nucleotides. RefSeq names its product calcium uniporter protein 2, mitochondrial-like. NCBI's taxonomy places the organism in Eukaryota, Viridiplantae, Streptophyta, Magnoliopsida, Fabales, Fabaceae. The transcript has 2 exons. Gene Ontology annotation, cellular component: mitochondrial inner membrane; uniplex complex. The record is from RefSeq and is a predicted model, not a curated record. Gene Ontology annotation, molecular function: uniporter activity; calcium channel activity. The coding region runs from base 74 to 1093 and encodes 339 amino acids. Gene Ontology annotation, biological process: mitochondrial calcium ion homeostasis; calcium import into the mitochondrion.
AUCUAUCUUACUUCAAGACAAUCCAUUGAACACUUUCAUUCUCUCUAGAAUUUCAUUUCUUUAAUCUCUAUCAAUGGCGUUUAAGAAAACCCUAACUCAGCGUCUCUUAAACAUCACAAAAAUGUCGUCGCAAUCGCUCUCGAAUUGUCGCAUUUCCUCUUCUUCUUUUCAAUCGCGGAUCCCUUCCACCGCCGCCAAGCGCGACAUUGCCCCGGAGCCCGGGGACGACGGUGUUUUCCGUAGGUUUCUCCAUAAGAGAGCCGCGUUCCGACCGGAGGUCCGAUCUCCGCAUCCUGCCGGGGAGAGUCUAAUCCAGAAACUCCGGGAGAUGGACAUUGCGAAGAACCGGAUCCGGUUGGACGGGUUGAGUCCGCCGGAGAAGGAGAAAUCGGCGGUGGAAGUCCAAGAUGUUCGGAAAUUGUUGAGAGCCGCGCAGCUUGAGGCGGUGAAGUCGAAGCUGAGGAAGAUCCAGCAGAGUUGCGUGUCGUACUCGGAGUUUGUUCAAAUGUGCGGCGAGAAUUGUUCCGAUCGAGAACAAGCGAAGCAGAUUGCGAAAAUACUGGACGAUUCCGCAACUGUAAUCAUCUUAGGCGACGUCGUUUUUCUGAAACCUGAACAGGUAGCAAAAACAAUCCAGGCUCUGCUCCCUGUACCAGGACAAAAACCUAAUGAUGCAGAAACAAAAGAACUUGAAGAAAUGGAGAAAGUGAAAGCUGCUAUUGACAACAAAGCUGCCGCAGGGGUCCGCCGUGAGCUCUGGGGCGGACUCGGUUUUCUGACGGUACAAACAUUAGCAUUCAUGAGGCUCACAUUCUGGGAGCUUAACUGGGAUGUAAUGGAGCCCAUAUGCUUCUAUGUGACCUCAAUGUACUUCAUGGCUGGCUACACAUUCUUCAUGAGAACAUCCAAAGAACCUUGCUUUGAAGGUUUCUAUCAGAGCCGCUUCAGCACUAAGCAGAAGCGUCUGAUGAAACUUCACAAUUUUGACAUUGCAAGGUAUAAUCAACUCAAGGAUGGUUCGCCACUGGCAUCAUCUUCUGAGUUGAAUUCAACUACUGUUCAUCCAUUGAACCAAUUUCAGAGAUCUUUUUGACCUGUAUCAGGUCGUUCGUUGGUUGGUAAUAUGAGUAACUGUAUCCGAUUAUUGCUAAGACAGUAACAAAAACUGAAGUAAAAUGAAAAUGGUAUUACGAGGGUGAGAUAGAAUUAGGUGCGGCUUUAUGUACAAUAGCUACUGAGUCUUUUUUUUUUUUUUGCCUUUUGUUUAACAACAUAUUAACCUUUUUGAAUACAUUGCAAUCACCUGGCCCAGAGAAGCUUGGGUGAACUCUAAUGCAGUCUAAACAAAGUUUUCUUAAUUAAAUUUACCAACAAAUUUGUACACAUCUUUUUGCCAUAUAUCAACCAUAGACAGUUCUAGAUACAAAAUCCCCACCUGCAAUCAUCAAAUACACUAUUAUCCUUAAAUAAAUUUGCACUAUUAGCCUGCAAUCAUCAAAAUCCCCACCUGCAAUGUAUUUGGUAUAAAUUUGCACCAAAUUGUUUUUGACUUUUGCUUUUGUAAGAGAGUAAGGUCAACAAAAUCCCCACCGUUUUAAUUUUGUUGGUACCUAACAUCUAAACAAUACGUGUCAUGUCUGUUUAUAUUUAAUUAAAUUGAAUUUUGUUUUUAACAAAAUUAAAAGGGUGUGAUUGAAUUCUCCUAAAAAAAAUCAAAUCUUCUUUAAAACUAAUAUGAGCUAUUGCUGUGGUCAGUUGUCACUGUAAUUUUUUUGACAGUAAAUUUCUUCUAUACAAGUAACAACCAAUAAAAACUCAUCAUUGUCAUUUCAUAUAAUAAAUUUCAAAAUAUAUUUAAAAUAGGUAAGACCACUUGGAAAAGUAUUCAAACUAUUAUAAAUCUAAAACAAAUUUGAGAUGUCUUUAAAGUCAAUAAAAUAAUUGAUAGUGCGGAGCUACUUUUUAUAAAGUGAUUUUUAAAAAUUGAAAAAUUCAAAAGAAUUCAUUCUUAUUUUUCAAUGAAAUAUUGAAAAUGCAAUAAAUAUUUCCUUAUAUAAGUAGUAUUUAAAAAACAUAAGUAUCAAUAGUUAUACUACAUAAUUAAAAUUUUAAAUUUAUAUAUAAAGUAUGAUGUAAUUAUAUUAUGACAUUAAUCAACAGUUAUAUUAAUAAAAUUCAUUGUUGAUAAUAAAUUAUAAAGUAGAAUAACUUAUCUCAAAAUUACUUUUUAUCAAAUUCAUAUAUAAUGGGCUAUGUGGACCUUCUUCCUCUAUUUCAUUUCUAUAUUUUUUAUGUGUCGAAAAGAAAAAUACUUGUCAAUUUGGAUGAUUCCCUGAAAAGUGAAAGAGAAGUAAUAUAUUUAUAAAUAUUUAAUUUAGACACGGCUAAUAUAAGUAAAAUACUCUGAGAUGUGUUUUAAGGAAUUUUAAUUUUGUUUGAUCACUGAGUGAGAUGAGAGGGUUGGACGGGUUGGCUUUUUUAGUAGCACUGCUAGUGCGGAUCGCUCCUCCUUCGACAAUUUCAUCUCUCCUAUGAAAUUGGUUGACAUUGCUAUCUUAGGUAGGAGUUUUACCUAAUUCCAGUCUAAUGUGAGUAAUCUUAGUAGGCUGGAUAAGAUUUUGAUGUAUGAUGGUUAGUGGAAUUUGUAGGGCGUGGUCUCUUAGGGAGUUCUUCCUAGAGAUGUCUCAUAUUAUUGUCUGAUUAUUAUUAGAUAUUUCAAUUAAUCAUGGGGUCUGAAGACUUUUAGAUUUAAUAAUCAAUGACUUUUUCAUGGUGACUAUGUAGAAAGGCAGUUCAUACCAAUUGGAAUGAUUUCAUAUCCUCUAGUUGGAAAGAAUUUGUCCUUAAAGAGAAACUCAAUUUCUUGAAAGGGUGGUGAAAGUUUGGGAUAAAAACGUUAUUGGCAACCUUGACUUCCAAAUUGAUUUCCUAAGGCUAUGUUUGGGAGUUUGGAGGGGAAGGGAGGGGAGGGCUUUGAAAAAUAUGAAGAAUUGGGUGAAAAGGAUAAAAAGAUUUUGGGUAGGAGGGUUUUGGAGGGUUUGAGUUUAUUCAUAACACCAAAAACCCCAUAAAAUGGGGGAACUCAAAAAUUGUAUUGAAGGAGGGUUUUGGAGGGUUUUGAAGGGCUUACAUAAAUGUUCCAAAUAUCUUUUAAAUUGUUAUAGUAUUCCCAAAAUUAAAAAUAUAUUAAUGAUAAUGACUCUUUUAUCAUUCUAAACAAAA